This is a messenger RNA of Choloepus didactylus (southern two-toed sloth), 1277 nucleotides long. RefSeq names its product protein MAK16 homolog. Gene Ontology annotation, cellular component: preribosome, large subunit precursor; nucleolus. Gene Ontology annotation, biological process: maturation of 5.8S rRNA; maturation of LSU-rRNA. The coding region runs from base 1 to 900 and encodes 299 amino acids. Lineage: Eukaryota; Metazoa; Chordata; Mammalia; Pilosa; Megalonychidae. The record is from RefSeq and is a predicted model, not a curated record. The transcript has a single exon.
AUGCAGUCAGAUGAUGUUAUCUGGGAUACACUAGGAAACAAACGAUUUUGUUCCUUCAAAAUAAGAACCAAGACUCAGAGCUUUUGCAGAAAUGAAUACAGCCUAACCGGAUUAUGCAAUCAAUCAUCCUGUCCCCUGGCAAACAGUCAGUAUGCCACCAUCAAAGAAGAAAAAGGACAGUGCUACUUGUAUAUGAAGGUUAUAGAACGAGCAGCUUUUCCUAGGCAUCUCUGGGAACGGGUCCUGCUCAGUAAAAACUAUGAGAAGGCACUGGAGCAAAUAGAUGAAAAUCUAAUUUACUGGCCCCGUUUUAUUCGACAUAAAUGUAAACAGAGAUUCACCAAGAUUACCCAGUACCUAAUUCGAAUUCGAAAACUUACACUAAAGAGACAGAGGAAAAUUGUUCCUUUGAGUAAGAAGGUAGAACGGAGGGAAAAAAGGAGAGAGGAAAAGGCAUUGAUAGCUGCUCAGCUGGAUAACGCCAUUGAAAAGGAAUUACUGGAAAGACUGAAACAAGAUACGUAUAGCGACAUCUACAACUUCCCCAUUCAUGCCUUCGACAAGGCCCUGGAACAGCAGGAGGCAGAGAGUGACUCUUCGGAUGCUGAGGAAAAAGACGAUGAAGAAGAAGAAGAAGGAGAUUUGGGAACAAGAGAAUUUGUGGAAGAUGAUGAGGUGGAUGAGAGUGACAUAAGUGACUUUGAGGACAUGGAUAAACUGGACAUCAGCGGUAAUGAAGAUCAGGAUCAGAGAUCAUCCAGUGAGGACGAAGAAAAGGCCCUGGAUGCCAGACACAAAUGCAAAACACCUUUGAAAGGACCUUUGCGGAGAAAACGAGCCUACGUAGAGAUAGAAUAUGAGCAGGAGACAGAGCCCAUGGCUAAGGCCAAAACUAUGUGAUUUCUCCUCAAACAUUUAUAAAUAGGCCUGAACAUUUUGAACUUCUCCCUUUCUUUUUUUAAACACAUACACCCUUCCAAUUUUUGCUCUUUCAUGUUGUAUUUAACACAAUAUUUGUGUUUUCAAUAUUUAUGCCACUUCUGUGAGCAAGAUAUCUAGGAGAGAGUGGAAGAAAUUCUUAAAUUGUGAAUGAAGUAUUUUUAUAGCAUAUAUAUUAAAGUAGCAGUAUGAGCCCAAGAAGCUUAACAGACAAGUUCUUGAUGCUGGAAUGAGAUUGUGACUGUAAAUAUUUCUAAGUCUUAAAUGCUAUGUGCCCGUUUCCUUGGUGUCUUUUGUUUUUCCCCCUAAAUUUUUAUUUAGAAAUGGCAGGGCUUAAA